Messenger RNA from Benincasa hispida (wax gourd), 588 nucleotides. RefSeq names its product 10 kDa chaperonin, mitochondrial-like. NCBI's taxonomy places the organism in Eukaryota, Viridiplantae, Streptophyta, Magnoliopsida, Cucurbitales, Cucurbitaceae. Gene Ontology annotation, molecular function: protein-folding chaperone binding; metal ion binding; protein folding chaperone. Gene Ontology annotation, cellular component: mitochondrion. The record is from RefSeq and is a predicted model, not a curated record.
UCCUAGAACCUUCUACUCUCAUCCAGAACCCCAUAUUUGCAUCUCUUUUUCUUUUCUGUUAAAGCAGCCACACUCUCCAUCUUCUUCCUCGCACCUGAGCUCAAAAACCCUAAUUCUUCGAGCACACUCUAAUGGCGAAGCGCUUAAUUCCAUCCCUCAAUCGUGUCCUGAUUGAGAAAAUUCUUCCUCCUUCCAAAACUUCUGCCGGUAUUCUUCUCCCCGAGAGCUCCACCAAGUUGAACUCCGGCAAGGUGAUUGCGGUGGGUCCUGGUGCACGGGAUAAUAGCGGGAAUCUGAUUCCAGUCUGUGUGAAAGAAGGUGAUACCGUUCUUUUGCCUGAAUAUGGAGGCACGCCGGUGAAGCUCGGGGACAAAGAGUUCCAUUUGUUUAGAGAUGAAGACAUUUUGGGAACUUUACAUGAUUGAUCGAUUUAAUUCAACAGAGAUUAUGCUUUUGCUAGAACUCCAUUCUGGUACUUUUGAGUUAGGGUUCUUUCAUGUUGUAGCUUCUUAUUGAAUGCUAGAAUGAAGGAUAUGAUCAAUUAAUGGUUUGUUUUCCAUUUCGAUUAAUCUUAAUGGAAAUUCCUAA